Perkinsus marinus ATCC 50983 is the source of this 918-nucleotide messenger RNA. RefSeq lists its product as hypothetical. Bases 432 to 827 code for a protein of 131 amino acids. The transcript has a single exon. The record is from RefSeq and is a predicted model, not a curated record. NCBI's taxonomy places the organism in Eukaryota, Perkinsozoa, Perkinsida, Perkinsidae.
CGACAACCCUACCACUCCCGUCCAGCAUCAGCAUCAUCAGCAUCAUCAGCAUCAUCAGCAUCGUUAGCAUCGUCGCUGCCAGUUAGCGGCAAUAAAUCUCCAUUUCUCGUGACCUACAUGUACUUCUCAAAGCAGCUUUCUAGCGGCUGGGAACAUCGUUACGGCUCAUUAGUGACGGUCUCAAUGAGGGACCCUUGUUCGAGAAUACCCUCAGUGGUCAGUGCUUGCUGGACUCUGAGCUAGGCUGGCCCCGCCUGGGUCCUCGAGGUCCCGGAGGGGCGACUGACUCGAUCACCAGAUGUUGUUCAUUCGCGGGAGUCGGUCUGUUCUAUUCAAGUCGCCUGUAAUCGUUGCACGGUCAUGGAUACUAUAGGUGAGAUACUGUGUGAUGAGCCCUAUAUCACGCCUGUGAGGAGUGAGGACGUUCAGCCAUGAUAAAGAGCAAAUCGAGACUCACCUCGAGAGCAUCCUCGUUAUUGGAUAUUAACCUACUCGGACGCGAUUACCAGCGACUUCGCUGGCAGCCCGACAUUUCCUUUGUGCUCGCCUCGAGUAUGUUCACUGCCGAUCGAGAGUCCACAACACCUUUCCGACCAUGGGUUCUAUCCUCUGCUAACAAGGUCGAGUAUCCGGUUAUCAAUCUUUACAGGUCUCAAUAUGUCGAAUCCACGGAGGUCUUAUACUAUAUCAUCAUUGAGUUUGUAUUACGUCUCGCCACCUCCAGAUUGAUCAGUCUACUUCCAUCCAGUUGGUUGCAAUUUAUUGUACGCAGUGCAUUUCCUGCUUGGCCGUCGCUCAAGCACACUGUCGUAGCUUCAGCUCAUUAACUGCGGUGAUCUUAUUCCUGUUGUUUACUUCCUUCUGAAAGUUGCCUCUGAAUCGCCACAUUCUGAAGUUCUUCCCAUAGCACACUGCUGA